AUGCAGGGGCCCACGACAUCGACCACCAUGAUGCUGUCUCGUCAGCUCGUGCGGCGCCAGCCCAUCACCGCUGGAGCUGUCGCGAGAAUAGUCGCGCAAAGAACCUAUGCCACCCCAUCCGGCCCGCCGCCACACGGCUUCCGCACACCUCGACCGAAGCGCUGGGACGAAGAGAAGGAGAGCACCCUCGACCGUGCAGGCAGGUUCUUCCUCAUGACUGAGAUGUUCCGGGGGAUGUACGUUGCGUUGGAGCAAUACUUCAGACCACCAUACACCAUCUACUACCCUUUCGAAAAGGUUUGUCGCAUCCACCAUACAGCGGUUCCCUCGAUCGAUGCUUUCAAAUUCGACAACAAACAUCUCCAGCCAGAGCCAACGACAGGGGACAUUGAGAGCAGAGCAAAGGCUGAUAUCUGCCCGGCACAGGCUAUCACCAUCGAAGCGGAGGAGCGAGCUGAUGGUUCCCGGAGAACAACUCGCUACGAUAUCGACAUGACCAAGUGCAUCUACUGUGGCUUCUGCCAGGAGUCAUGCCCCGUGGACGCCAUUGUCGAGUCACCGAAUGCCGAGUACUCCACGGAGACCAGAGAAGAGCUGCUGUACAACAAGGAGAAGCUACUGGCAAACGGAGACAAGUGGGAACCUGAGCUUGCUGCAAUCAUCAAAGCCGACUCUCCAUACAGAUAA
This is a messenger RNA of Anthostomella pinea, 687 nucleotides long. NCBI's taxonomy places the organism in Eukaryota, Fungi, Ascomycota, Sordariomycetes, Xylariales, Xylariaceae. The record is from the annotation of a GenBank genome assembly.